AGUGUUUAUAGAAGUCGAUUUAUUAUUAAUAUUUUUUUGUAUGGCAUCUAUAUUAUCUUCGAGGAUACCACCAUGCUUCCGUAUCGAUGUUAUAUCUGCGGGUUGCCGCUUGGGCAAUUUACUCGGUCAUGGUUGGAUCGUCUUACUUGUGUGCGAUGGCAUGGAUCUCAAGUCCAGAUAAUUCCUGAUUCAUAUCGUCAAGGCGUUGAAUUUCGGUCACCAUUGGGUAUCUAUCUGGCCGGAGUGCAGGAGGACGGAUGGUUUUUAUUUGCAAUUCAUACAGCAUGUUACAACAUUCUACGUCUGGCCCUGCAAGCGACAUCAUCAGAUGAGAUGCUAGCAAGUGUCUGUGAUUUUUUUUACUCUAUGCCGUUCGAGAAGCUCUUUGAGGCAAGUGAUGCUUCCCUGCAAGUUGAGUUUGAUGGCUGGGAUAUCUUUUACCAUCCUGAUCCAAGGAUAAUCAACAACGGGCAGAAGGAGUACCUCUUUGCCAACCCGAAUGCACUUGAGUGGCGCGAUCUCAAUAUCGAUCAGUCCGUCAAGGGAGAUAUUCAGAUUGUCAAUAUUUUUGUACGCCAGAAAUCAGAUGACUUGCGCAAACUUCCUCCGGAGCUGCUUGAUUCUAUUAUUCAGCAUCUACCCACCAAGGACGUUCGAAAUCUCUUCAUUGUAAGCCCUGCUGCAGCACUUUUACGCCUUACACCAACAUUCUGGUCUCAUCGCCUUAUGCAAGACCUGCCUUUUAUAGAGCUCAUAAAGGGUGAUCUCGACAAUGGCAUCAGCACUGAGACACGGUACAAAUGCUUGAGCAACAUCUUGCGGCACGGAAUUGGGCAAGCUGCCGAUUCUUUGAGGAAUCUUCAAAGAAUAUAUAGGCAAGCUCAUCAAGUUUGUCACACCUUACAGCUCAGAGAAUUAAUGAUCCCGCCCGAGGUAUCUUUUGAGAACACCGAUCAUGGAAACCCACCUGGUGUCAAUUAUGUUUCGGGGCCUCAUGGUUCCGAAUAUGUCGAUAUUCCUUUGCUUGAAAAUUCGCUGUAUUUUUCUUCUUUUGCUAUUAAUAAGACACGCUAUCUUUCCGGUGUCCGGAUUGGUUCACAUAAAGCCUGCAGCGGAUAUGGCUUCCACUAUCAAGAAACGCUACAUGUGCUUCCAAAUUAUUUGUCUGCAGGCAAGGUGAGAAUGUCAUUUUGCCAUACCAAUGGCGGAUACGUGAAGCUUGGAUUCACUACUUCCAAUAAUGAAGAAGCUUUCAUAGGCUCAACAUCUGGAAUAAGCAUAUCCCAGAGCGAAAUUGCAGUGAAAAAAAGCAGCAUCAUGCGUCUGGAAUUCGAUCACUACAAGAUCGUGUCUAUCAAAGUCGGUCAACCGGGACGCUUGAAGCCCCUUAUUCUGUGGCAACCUCUUCCGCCUGCAAUAUGCAAAAUCAGUCCAUUGACACCGUCACAAUUUACAUUUGCAAAUGACGAUUUUCGCGAAAUGUGUUAUUUUGGUGGGAGCAAUGGGUGUCACCUGGACAAAUUAAUACAAAUUGAUUCAUUUUCAAUUGGCAGCGGCUUUGGAAUUAGUGGGCUUGAGUUUGUUUACAUUGGUGGGAAACGAAUUCAGUGGGGAUCCUGCUUUGGGACCCGGCAAUGCAGACUUAUAGACGGACCGGGUGGUGAACGUAUAGUUGCAAUGAGGGCCGCAUCCAGCGAUGUUGGCAUUGUUCAGAUAAGACUACGAACAAAUGCACACCGCGAGCUUGUUUUUAAAUCCACAAGACGGGCAGUACCGCUUCCAAGUCCUUUCGAGGAAGGUUUCAUUACGGGAUUUCAUGGCUAUUUUCAAGAAAAACCGGACCUUUUCACCGGUGCAAGGUUUCUCAAAGCAAUAGGAUGCCUUUCAGAACCUUUGGAAACGCCAUUGUUUGUGGGCAAACAGCUAUACCAACAGCCCAACCUCGAACUUUCAAGACAAGCACGCUCUACAACGGAACGACUUUCAUGGGAAUCACAUGUAUCGUUUGCGCCGCUUGAUAAUAUACAAACUAUUACGGUGAUGCACAAUGAGCAUCAGCGUCUGACAGGAUUAAAGUUCACCUAUUCAGAUAAUAGGUUAGACAUGAUAUUGGCUAAUUUUAUUUGUGAAAGCAAAGAUACCCAGGAGGAGAGCCUUGCGGCACACGAGCAGAUAAUGCAAGUAACCUGCCACUAUAAGAUGGAAAAACUUUUACCUGGGAAGAAAUUUCUCAAAGGUUUAAAGUUUACAACUAAUCAACGUGUCAUUGAUUUUGGUUCGAAGUCAUCAGCAGUUGAAGAUGUCACUUUUCAACUAGACGCACAAUUGCCAAAGGGUCUAUACUGGAUAUACAAUGUUGCAUUUGAUCAACUCUUUUGCAAUUUCCAGUAAACUUCAUACGACGAUGGUAGGCCGGGUGUUAGCAUUGACUAACCAGGCUCUGGCUAUCCCAAAAGGUCAGCUUACGCAACUCCCACUACUACCGGGACGCAGAAGCAGCACGACUCUCGACGGUCAUUCUGGAAAAGCUAUUAGACUGAGGGGGGAACAUGCGAGUGACGAUGAAUCCGUCCAGUAAAAUGAAGAUUUUCCAAGUUCGAGUAAUUUACUAGCAUGCAUUAUUUCGGGGAGUUUUCAGGAAGCAUUAUACGCUAGAAUGCUUCGACAUCUAAUUCCAUUGAUAUUGUAAUAAUGUUCCUUAUCUCAUAAAUAUCUCUGGUUAAAUGAGACGAAAGAAGAGCAGAUUAAUUUCCGUGUCCCGGCCCAAGAUUUAUUUAGAGAUUCAAGGGGACAAACGUGUUAGAAAGGGCAAAUUUAGCAAUAGAAUGG
Molecule: messenger RNA, 2829 nt
Organism: Xylona heveae TC161
Lineage: Eukaryota; Fungi; Ascomycota; Xylonomycetes; Xylonales; Xylonaceae
Exons: 5
Coding region: 73-2391 (772 amino acids)
Molecular function (GO): protein binding
Source: RefSeq, a predicted model, not a curated record